Molecule: messenger RNA, 508 nt
Organism: Amborella trichopoda
Lineage: Eukaryota; Viridiplantae; Streptophyta; Magnoliopsida; Amborellales; Amborellaceae
Source: RefSeq, a predicted model, not a curated record
GGAGAGAGAUUUUGUUUUUCAGAGAAUUAGGGCAGGAAGAUCCUAGAAAGAGAGAGUCCAAAGGCGGGCAAGAGGCAACAUGGUCAUCCCGAAAACAGGAUCUACUCUUCGUCGUGCCCAGGCCUCUAGCGAGAUUGGAAAUGCUCAUAAGGUGUUUAAUGAAAUGGAGGCUAGGGAUGCAAUCACUUUUACCGCAAUGAUUUCAAGUCAUUGCAGGAUUGGUGAAUUGAGUUUUGCUCAAGAACUCUUUGAUGCCAUGCCUGAGAUAAACCAUGAAGCUUUGAUUGGUGGCUACUCAAAGGGUGGUGAUAUAGAAAAAGCAGCUUCACUCUUUGAUGAAAUGAGUCAUAAGGAUUUGGUUUUUUGGACCACCAUGACCUCUAGAUUUUCAAAAAGGGAAGGUUUAAAGAGGCAUAUGUGUUCAAAGAGAUGGGGGUCAAAGUUGUGAACCCUAAUGCAGUAACCAUAGCUACAGUGAUCUCAGCUUGAGCACACCUAGAGAGCUUUG